Molecule: messenger RNA, 750 nt
Organism: Mucor mucedo
Lineage: Eukaryota; Fungi; Mucoromycota; Mucoromycetes; Mucorales; Mucoraceae
Exons: 5
Coding region: 1-750 (249 amino acids)
Source: RefSeq, a predicted model, not a curated record
AUGGCUUUGCCUGAAGAAUGUGACGCGCGUGCCGUUGAUGACAGUAAAUCUUAUUUUGGUCAGGGUGAUAUAAGUGAAAGACAUGAUGUUAUUGAAGACGAUGUUGUUGAUAAUGACGAAAAAAAUAUUAUUGAAGCAAAAGAUGACAGGAAAGUAGAGAUUGACAACGAGCAAUAUUCCUUAGAACAAUUGACAAGCUACGAUCAGUACAUGAAAUGCUCUUUUGCCUUCGAUGAUUUUUUGUUUAAUUUAAAAGAGAGUUCGCUUUGGAUCAAGCCAUUUGACUUUAGGAAGUGCUUUGGAUUAGAUCAUUUCAUCAUCUUUAUUGCAUUGGCCGUCACUGAGUUCCACCGACAUACCGUGCUGACUGAAAUGAACGAACUGGAUGAAAUGCUACAGGCAUUUUUUCAUCGGAAUGCUCGACAAUAUACCUUUGGAACCCAUUUAUAUUGUAAAGAGCCGAGGAGUGCCGCCAGAGUGUCCAGAGUAUUCGAGCACGGAAACACUACCUGGGACGAACUCAACGUGAACAUCAAGGACUCGUUGAUUGCCGGUACUGCAAAUACUCCUGGGCAAUCAAAACCGGAAUUUGAGCUCUUACGUCUUUGCCAACGUUUCAGGCCUAUCCGCUUUUUAUGCCAACAAUCUUGGUCAUCAAGUGCAAGUAAACGCAAUGCUCGCGUUUCUGUCACAAAUAAUAGAGUCGAAGUGCAAGGUGAUAUCAAAGCUGAAUACUAUUUUUACAGGUAG